UGCUAAGAACUCACAGGAGGAGAGUCAUCAGAUUUUCACAGUGUUCUUAAUGGGCUUUAUGAUUCUUCCACCAGACUUCUUGGAAGUGUAGACAAUGGAGGACGAGGAAAAACAACUCCUGAAUGAAAAGCAGGUGCCAAACUGUGAGAGUGGUUAUGUGUGGCAUGUCACCGAUAUGAAUCGACUGCAGCGUUUCUUAUGUUUUGGUUCAGAAGGUGGUACUUAUUACAUCAAGGAGCAGAAGCUGGGCUAUGGAAAUGCAGAAGCUUUAGUAAGACUGAUUGAAGAGGGUAGAGGUUGUGAAGUUGUUCAAGAAAUAAAGACAUUCAGUCAAGAAGGCAGAGCAGCAAAACAGGAACCCCUACUUUUUGCUCUUGCAAUUUGCUCACAGUGUUCUGAUGCAAAAACAAAACAAGCAGCAUUUAAAGCUGUUCCUGAGGUGUGUUGCAUACCAACCCAUCUCUUUACUUUCAUCCAGUUUAAAAAAGAUCUGAAGGAGGGCAUGAAAUGUGGUAUUUGGGGCCGUGCACUGAGGAAAGCUGUUGCAGAUUGGUACAAUGGAAAAAAUGGCAUGGCUGUUGCUUUAGCAGUUACAAAAUAUAAGCAAAGAAGUGGUUGGUCUCAUAAAGAUCUUCUGAGGUUGUCCCACCUAAAACCUGCCAGUGAAGGAAUUGGUAUAGUCACUAAAUAUGUUACGAAAGGGUGGAAAGAUGUCCAAGAAGCUUAUAAAGACAAAGCAGUUUCUGCUGAGACUGAAAAACUCUUAAAGUAUCUGGAGGCUGUGGAGAAAGUAAAACGCACAAAAGAUGAAUUGGAAGUUAUUCAUCUAAUAGAGGAAUAUGGUCUAGUCAGAGAGCAUCUCCUGACAAACCACCUGAAAUCUAAAGAGGUUUGGAAGGCAUUGCUGAAGGAAAUGUCCAUUUCUGUAUUGUUGAGAAAUUUAGGAAAGUUGACAGCAAAUUCAGUGCUUGAACCACGAGGUUCAGAAGUGGCAAUAGUAUGUGAAAGACUGAGAAACGAGAAACUGCUAAAAAAGGGUAGAAUACAUCCAUUCCAUGUCUUGGUUGCAUUAGAAAGCUAUAAAGCUGGGCAUGGAAGCAGAGGAAAGCUUUGGUGGCGUCCUGAUGAAGACAUUUUAGAAGCCUUAGAUGCCUCAUUUUACAAAACAUUCCAGACAGUUGAACCAACAGGAAAACGCUUCUUACUUGCAGUUGAUGUCAGUGCAUCAAUGACACAAAAAGUUUUGGGCAGUGUACUCAAUGCUAGCACAGUUGCAGCAGCAAUGUGUAUGGUUGUGGCACGUACAGAGAAGGAUUCCCAUAUAGUUGCCUUUUCGCAUGAAAUUGUGCCCUGCCCAGUGACGACUGAUAUGACGUUGCCUCAAGUAUUAGUGAAAAUGUAUGAAAUUCCGGUGGGCACCACUGAUUGUUCCCUUCCAAUGAUAUGGGCUCAAAAAACACAGACAGCUGCUGAUGUCUUUGUUGUAUUUACCGAUAAUGAGACUUUUGCUGGAAAUACUCAUCCUGCAACAGCUCUUAGAGAGUACAGAGAGCAAAUGGGUAUUCCUGCUAAGCUGAUUAUUUGUGGAAUGACCUCAAAUGGCUUUACGAUUGCCGAUCCAGAUGACAAAGGCAUGUUGGAUAUAUGUGGCUUUGAUACAGGAGCUCUUGAUGUUAUUCGAAACUUCGCUUUGGAUUUGAUCUAAUUUUCUAGGCAUCUUCUCUUCCCUGUGGGUCCAUUGCUGGCAACAGACUACACCCUGGGAACUCCUAGCCAAAUAUACUUCAUUAGAAUAUGGCACAUUAAAUACAUAUCAGUAUGUUACCUUUUUGUGAAGGGAAAACAAGAAAAGCAGAUGAGAAAUCUCUUUUCUCUUUUUUUCCUGUUCUACACAAUUUAAAGUAACAGUGGGAAGUUUGAUAAAAGUAACUACAGGGUUACACAAUAUAUAAUUUAAUUUCAUUUAUAAUAGAUUAUAAGUACUGAGAGACUUUUAAUUCCCCCCUCCCUGCUUCCAACCUCACCCCUCCCUUCCCCCAUUGCUGUGGAAUGGCUUGUUUGCAAGAAGAUACUGACUUACUGUUAGGAUGGGGCAGAAAAACAAAAAGUGGGGUUAGUAUUUUUAGUAAUGUCAGUAAAGUCAGUAACUUCAUUGAGAGGGAUUUUUCUUUGGUCUGUUUGUCAGUCUUUGUGUUUUAAACAAAUUACUAAGUUUCAACAGUUUCCAUUGUUACACUUCAGAUCUACAAAAGUAUUUUCUGGCACAUACGAGACCAUGUGACUGUGACGCAGUAUAAAAGCUGUCCAGUGAAAUUUUAUACUGAUGAAACUGAAAGUGGAAGAGUUUAUGCUAAUCUUUUUCCUAUCUAGAUUAUCAUCCUAGUUUUCAGGAGUAAAGUGUAAUUCUCUGUAGGUAAAUUGAGGUGUGGUUUCAGAAGCACUAUUUUUAAAUUAAUAUGAUUUACAGGAAGUUCUAAGAACUCUUCUUACUAGAAAAAGACCCUGGAAAUGGCUUAGAAGCUACAUUCAGUCCAUCUUAUAACUUCAGAAAGCAACAGCACACUUUCAGUGAGAAAGAUCAACAACUGCAUGUGUCUUGGAGUGCUCUUGAAAGCUGAUUGGUAACAACCAGAAACAAAAAGCUACAUUUUUUCCAAGACAACAUAUUCAAUGAUGCAGAAAAAAUCUUCCUAACAGGAGAGUAUUUCAUUUUUUGAAAUCUUUUUGUAGAUUAAUAUCACUUCUGGUUUUCUUAAAUUAAUUCAAGCUUACAUUUUUCAAAACUACCUCCACUUUAUAGUGACCAAUUCUAAAAACUUCUAUGAAAUGUACAGCUGCCUCUUUCAUGUUCUCAAAGUCUUGCUUGGGAAGUGGUUGAAACUGGAUUUUUUUAUUUUAUUUUUUUAGUUUAAUAUAGUGUGAGUUAAGUAAGGAGAAAGCUAGUGAAAAACUUACCACUUCGGAACAGGAAUUAAUAGCAAUUCAUGUGUAUAUGUAUGUAAUUCUCUGUGGUUUUGUAUAUGUGUGUGUAGGGGGGAAGUUAAAAGAUCUCUUUAGUAGGUCACAAUCUUAGAAGAUGGGAAAAGUUUUUAGUGAUGCUUUUACAACUUCCCCUAAGACAUGCACAUGUCAACCUCUUUUAUGCUAAUUCUGGCUGUUUUAAACAGUGAAUUUGAUGUUAAUUUAUAAAAAUAACCCAGUUGUGGUAAAUGACAUGUAAGACCAUAUUUGUCUGCCUAAACCCCAAGCUUUUUAAUGUAAAAUUCAAGUUCAUAUUAUACUUUUGAUACUUGUAACACUCUUAAUUAUGACUCACACAUAUGGAUUAUAAAUUCAAAGCUUGCAUUCUGUAGGAUGGAUAUCCCUUUUGGUGCUAAAAUGUGAGUUUACAUGUUACUGAAGGUAUUCUGCUAAAUACUUACAUGCUACCUUAAUGAAUAAAUCAUUGAGGGAAGCCUUUUCUGACAUUAAAACCGUGGCUUAAAGAACUGAUGGUAGGAACGUUACCUUUCCAUGGACUUCUGAAUUAUUGCUGCUCUUAUGACACAGCUUGACAAAUACAGGACUGCCACCAGCUUGUCAGGUGACCUUGAGAAAAACAAGUGUUCCUAAAAAGGCUGAGACAUAACACUAUGAGUUUGAAGAUUAGCCAUUUCUUACAAAAAAUUUCUUAACCGCUUUUAGUAUCCUUUCUAAAUAAACACCAUGAAUAUGGGAAGUAAACUCGUUUGGUCAAUAACAUGUCAAUAAUUAUUCUAAGUAAAUGCGCUGAUGUUUUGGGGUUGGAUUUGGUAGUAGUGUGUUUGAAAUUACACAAUAGUCAAACAUCUGAUAAGGUGUUUCCUUCUAAGCUAGAGAUGUUGAAAAUAACAUAGAUAAGUAUCUUUUGCAAGUACUUUUUUAUUAUUUGGAGUAGUAUUUGUGAAGUCAUAGGAAAUAUUUUGGAUUAAAUAUAAAAAUAAAAAAACAGGUAUUUCAAGUAACUUUGUGCACUUAAUUGCAUAAAUUUACUGCAAGCGAAAGAUUAGAGUAGUUACUAACAGAUUGAAUGAACGGUUACAGUAGUGUUGCAUCUUUGAAAGCAGUCCAGUUGAAAACACAAUUACUUGAACUAGAGCAUAAGUUGAGAUGAACUUUUCAGUAGAACUGAUAGAAAAUGUAUCUCCCUGUAUCUGUUGACACUGGAUAGCUAUUCACCCUGUUAAAGACGGUCAUCCGUGCUGGAGUACGUAAUAUGCUCCUAAAUAUUUACUGUGUCUUUGUAUUAAAAAAUCUUGUUAGAAAUAGAAUACUCUGAGUGGUUUGAUUACCUCAUGUAGAACUAGCACCAGUGAGAUCAUGUUGUCAUCUGCUUCUCCUUUAAGAUUUUCAGAGAGAGGAAACUGAAGUAAAUGCUGACAGCUGAAACUUUA
Molecule: messenger RNA, 4412 nt
Organism: Pezoporus flaviventris
Lineage: Eukaryota; Metazoa; Chordata; Aves; Psittaciformes; Psittacidae
Gene: RO60
Product: Ro60, Y RNA binding protein
Exons: 8
Coding region: 95-1705 (536 amino acids)
Cellular component (GO): ribonucleoprotein complex
Molecular function (GO): RNA binding
Source: RefSeq, a predicted model, not a curated record